ACACAUGUGCAACACGACUGUGAACUAGCGACACUCAAGAUGUUUAAAAACACAUUCCAGGGCGGCUUCCUGUCUAUUUUAUACAGCCUCGGCAGUAAACCUCUUGAGAAUUGGGAUAAAAAGGUGAGGAAUGGCCACAUCAAGAGAAUCACAGACAAUGACAUCCACUCACUGGUGUUGGAGGUUGAGGGGGUAAAUGUCAGUACUACAUAUAUAACACUCCCUGAAGAUCCAAAGAAGACAUUGGGCAUCAAGCUUCCUUUUCUCACUAUGAUAGUAAAGAACCUCAAGAAGUAUUUCACCUUUGAAGUCCAGGUGUUAGACGAUCAAAACGUUCGCCGGCGGUUUCGAGCGAGUAACUAUCAAAGCAUGACACGAGUGACGCCGUUUUUCUGCACCAUGCCUAUGAAGCUAGACGACGGCUGGAACCAGAUCCAGUUCAAUCUGUCUGACUUCACCAGGAGGGCCUAUGGAACCAAUUACAUCGAGACGCUGCGUGUGCAGAUCCACGCUAACUGUCGAAUACGCAGAGUGUACUUCUCAGACAGACUGUACUCGGAGGAUGAGCUCCCAGCAGAGUUUAAACUUCUCCUGCCUGUCCAGAACCAAAAAGCAAAGGUGAAACACAAACAUUCAACUACAAAAUACUGUAGACACAAAACAUCAAACCGCUCAUUACCACAAUCCAUGCAUGUGCAUUAUUUUAGUUCCAUAAAAUGAGAACCUUUCCUCUAAAACUCAUUUGUGUUUGUUUCUUGCAGCAAUAGAGAUUCUCAGCCUGCGCUGUUCCCCACGACCAGCUAUGGAGUUUAGCUGUAAGGUUUUGCGUGUGGACGUAUGAUGAAUUAAAACCUUUGAUAUUGUAUUCUUUUGAAGUACAAGAUUUGUGUUGCCUUGUGUUUCACUAUGCACAAUAACGUUUUUUAAUGGCUCAUCUGUCCUCACAGUUCUCAAUACAAACUGAUGAAUGUAUCUGCAUCGUAGUAACAUUACAUGCUUACAA
Molecule: messenger RNA, 1003 nt
Organism: Labrus mixtus (cuckoo wrasse)
Lineage: Eukaryota; Metazoa; Chordata; Actinopteri; Labriformes; Labridae
Product: cilia- and flagella-associated protein 20-like
Exons: 5
Coding region: 40-720 (226 amino acids)
Biological process (GO): positive regulation of cell motility; regulation of cilium beat frequency involved in ciliary motility; cilium assembly
Cellular component (GO): motile cilium; ciliary basal body
Source: RefSeq, a predicted model, not a curated record